AUGAGCGACAGGAAUUCAAAUCUUGCCCAGCGCCUGGAUGCAACUGCCUUACACACACAACAAGCACUUCACUCCAAUCACUCAUUGGAAACUUGUGAUCCGAAUCGCUCUAAUGAAUUACCGUUUGCAUCUCACGAUCAUUCGUUGCACUAUCGGAGGUCGACAGAAUGUUUCCCUGAUCCUCGGACACAGUCACACGACUCGGUAGAUCCACCGCCGCAACCGCCUGUUCCACCGACAUCAUCCGCGCGUGCCGUAGGUCAUUUCCCGCAACAUUCGGAUCUCGCGUCUUUUCACCACCAUCGUCAUCCGCAUCCUCACUAUCUUCAUGGAAGCAUAGUGUCUGACGGAACAACUGGGGUCGUGCCCGUAGUAAACUACGAUGUGCAUAUGUCGGUUCCACCGCGUGGCAGACCACCGACGUGUUGCACCUCGGUUGAUCGUCUGCAACCUGCACAACUCCAAUCGCAACCUCAACUUCAGUUGCAGCAGCAGCAACAACAACAGCAAUACUAUUCCAAAAUGAAUUGUCCUCCGUUCGAACAGAAUAUGUAUCGCUCCACCAACUACCCCCGUCCAUUGGGUCCAAUGGCACCAUCAGUUCAGUCGGGAGUGGAACCUUCCGGCAUACCGCCACAGAGUAUGAAUGCCUAUACCACUCCGACACAGCAAAACGUAGAACACCGCCAUAGUUUUGUUCCAUGUGACCCGAACGCGUUAAUUGAGUCAGGUACAACUGGAUCUGUGUUGUCUUCCGAACAAGCGGUUGAUGUAGAAAUGAAAUCAGUGACUCACGGGACCCCGUUCUCGUCCAACCGAACCGGUGCGUAUCCCUCUUAUUCGGACGCGCCGAAUUCGAUUUCCUCCAGUCAAAAUCCGCAUCCGUCAUCGAAUGUACGCUACGCAUGGUCAUCCGGAUAUUCCGCUCCCACUUACACAAAUUACCAUCAAACGCAACAACAGCAAGCGAUGAUGCAUCAGACACAACAGUCGUACAAAGUCUACUAUAACGGACCGUCAUAUGAUCAGAUGCCACCCGCUAGUAACGGGAUGGUGUAUCCAAUAGAUCCGUAUGGAUCACACCAAGGCUAUCCGCGGCAGAUGAGCACAGCUGCCUGUGAUCAACACAUGUAUGUGCAACAACAACAACAAUCACACACACAACCGCAGCUCAUGCACAGCCCAACAGUAACGUCCUCAUACGUCCAGUUUGGUCAACCUGUUACGGCUCCGUCCAUGGAUUCAUUCUCAUCAAUAGAUUAUCCACAUCCAGGUCAACGCGUUCAGACGUUGUCACAUCCCAAUCUGCGGUCAUCCGGCGCGGCUCCGUUGCAGACUAAUGGGAGUGCAGCAUCCCGACAUCCGGUGCCACAGUCCCAUCUGCCUGUCGCUCCGUACGCAAGUAUGGAUCGUAGAGUACCGGAUAUAGGGUCAACCGAGGUCUAUCCGAAUACCGCUAGCGGCGACGUGAAUCCCAUAUGGCCAUCCGCAGAUACAUGCUCCUCAUCAUCCUCAGCCUACAUGUCGGAAUCCGCAUCUGUUGCACUGCCUACCUCUCAAGUUAUUCGAACUGGAUUCAAAGGCCACAUGGGUUCCUUGCAGUCAAACGUCUCGGGGUUGCAUCCAACGGAUCCAACUCAUUGCCUACCGGCAAACUCCGCGGCUGUCGGUGGCAAUUACGCAACAGACUAUGUCCAAACUGGUCGCUCAAUGGCUGAAUCAGAUCAAAACCGAACGGCAGCGUCAUGUCCCACGGGCGCGAAUGUACCCACAUUACCGAACGCCUCAUCCACGUCGUUCCUAGUUCGGCCGAUGGGCCCCCACGUAACUCCAGUCCCAGUGCCUAACCAUCACCAUCAACAGCAGUCACAACAACAAGUACAGCAGCAGCCCCUGGGACAACACCAGCAGCAUCCUUCCGUUCACGUUCCAAAUCAGGCUGUGGAGGUUUUCGAUAAUACUGUCUCAGCUUGUCCUGUUGUGGCCAGUCGAUGA
Messenger RNA from Echinostoma caproni, 1995 nucleotides. NCBI's taxonomy places the organism in Eukaryota, Metazoa, Platyhelminthes, Trematoda, Plagiorchiida, Echinostomatidae. The record is from the annotation of a GenBank genome assembly.